Aspergillus ibericus CBS 121593 is the source of this 711-nucleotide messenger RNA. RefSeq lists its product as uncharacterized. The record is from RefSeq and is a predicted model, not a curated record. The transcript has a single exon. The coding region runs from base 1 to 711 and encodes 236 amino acids. NCBI's taxonomy places the organism in Eukaryota, Fungi, Ascomycota, Eurotiomycetes, Eurotiales, Aspergillaceae.
AUGGACGCCCUACUUGCAACCAUUUCACCACCCAAUAACCUCUACCAAACCUGGAAAAGACGACUCGAACCCUUCUUCCCCCAAGCACAAGGCUUCGUAAUCCACGUCGAACGGGACGUCACCACCUACAACAUCCCCCUUGAAAUCAUCUCCAUAACCCGCUGGCACUCCGACAGCUCCUUCGCCCUCAUCUCCGGCGAAGCAACCGGCGACAUCCCCGACUACCGACGCUGCAUGGAAGCAAACCUAGGCACGCCCCACGGGUACAGCAGUAUGCACUGGGGCGCGAUCCUCAAAGCGGUCCACGUAAUGUUCUAUUGCAAUAUGAAUCCCGGCUCGCAGCUGGAAUGUACGGGUUUAUUCCAUGGAGAAUUGGACUUCGAGAGCCCGACUCCUGAUGCGGAGCGGACUUUGAGGAUGAUUAAGGGGACCUUUGCGACCUGGAAGGCCCUCGAUGGCAUCGAUAUGAAUGCGUAUAGUAUUAUUGGCCCUGCGGCGCCGAUUACGUCCAAUUAUGAGGCUCGUGUCGCGAGUGGUGCGGGUACUAGUAGUGGGGAGAAUGAUUCGGAUGAGCGUUCGGGAGAUGUGGGUUAUGUUAGUUCUGCUGAGGAGCAGCUCAUCCCGCGUAUUCAGGAGGUUAGUACUAGUGAUAGUGGGACUGGUAGUUCAACUGAUGAAGUACGCAACGAGGGGGAACGCAGCAACCAAUGA